GUUCCCGAAAGCGGCGCUGUGGCCCCGCCCCCGGAGCCCCGGCUGGAGGAAGAACCUGUCUCCCGCGGCGCCCCAGUGACGAAGCCCAUCUUCGGGUGCGGGAGGCGGGGAAGGGAGGGCAGGCAGAGGAUUUCGCUCCUCAGUGCGAGAUCGGGACGUGCUGCCGGCGCCCGCUCCGAGCAGAGACUGUCAGUUUCGGAUCCAGCGAUGGUGAUGGCAAAGCUUACCCGGGUUCUCUGUCAAAUCAAAGCUGUCACAGAAUAAAUCCCAUUGCCUGCUGCGAAGCCCCCACGCACUGCAAACUUCAGGGAGCGAACUGGGUAAUCAGUGUUUGGAUAUGCAGAUCCCUGAUUUAAAAGGUGGGGUGACCCCCCCAAGAACCUCUCCUGGGGGCCGAAGCCUGCAGGUGCAGUGAGGCGCGCGCGUGCGAGUGCUGGCGCCCGCGAAGACGCCUUGCCCGGGGAGAGGGAGCCGGGGCGCCCGGCGGGGUCUGGCGGCCGCGCACCGGCGGCUUGUCUCCGGCGGCGGCGGCGGCGGCGGCGGAUGAUGGUGGCAGCGGGCGCACUGGGCUGUGUCUGUGCGUCGCCGCGGAAAUCAGCGCCCGGCGCUGCACACUGAGCCCUUGCAGGUCCUCCGCAGCCCGAGUCUUGGCGAGGACAGACCCGGAGCGCGGGGGCCGGGGGGCGCGUGGGGUCGGCUUAUCAUGGCGGAUCGGACAGCUCCCAGCUGCCAGCUCCGGCUGGAGUGGGUGUACGGGUACCGGGGUCACCAGUGCCGCAACAACCUGUACUACACGGCCGGCAAGGAGGUGGUCUACUUUGUGGCUGGGGUCGGGGUGGUUUACAACACCCGAGAGCACAGCCAAAAAUUCUUCUUGGGACACAACGACGACAUUAUCAGCCUUGCCUUACACCCAGAUAAAACUCUCGUUGCAACUGGCCAAGUUGGGAAGGAGCCAUAUAUAUGUAUAUGGGAUUCCUAUAACGUCCAGACUGUGUCUAUUCUUAAAGAUGUCCAUACACAUGGAGUCGCCUGCCUGGCUUUCGAUUCAGAUGGACAGCAUUUGGCCUCUGUGGGAUUGGAUGCCAAAAACACAGUCUGCAUUUGGGACUGGAGGAAGGGAAAACUUCUGGCUUCCGCCACCGGCCACUCCGACCGGAUUUUUGAUAUUUCCUGGGAUCCAUAUCAGCCAAACAGAGUGGUUAGCUGUGGAGUAAAACAUAUAAAGUUUUGGACACUCUGUGGAAAUGCCCUGACUGCAAAAAGAGGGAUAUUUGGCAAAACAGGGGAUCUUCAGACCAUCCUUUGCCUUGCAUGUGCCAAAGAAGACAUCACCUAUUCUGGUGCUUUAAAUGGAGACAUCUAUGUCUGGAAAGGGCUCAAUUUAGUCCGCACCAUCCAAGGAGCACACAGUGCUGGAAUCUUUAGCAUGUAUGCUUGUGAAGAAGGCUUUGCCACUGGUGGACGAGAUGGGUGUAUUCGAUUAUGGGAUACUGAUUUCAAACCAAUAACCAAAAUUGAUCUCAGGGAGACAGAACAAGGAUAUAAAGGCCUCUCUAUCCGGAGUGUGUGCUGGAAAGCAGACCGCCUUCUAGCAGGGACCCAGGACAGUGAGAUAUUUGAAGUGAUCGUGCGCGAACGAGACAAGCCGAUGCUGAUCCUGCAAGGCCACUGUGAGGGGGAGCUCUGGGCUCUGGCCCUGCACCCCAAGAAGCCACUGGCUGUGACAGGCAGUGAUGAUCGCUCUGUCAGGCUGUGGAGCCUGGCUGACCAUGCCUUGAUCGCCCGCUGUAACAUGGAGGAAGCAGUUCGCAGUGUGGCCUUCAGCCCCGAUGGAUCUCAGCUGGCCCUGGGCAUGAAGGAUGGCUCUUUCAUUGUGCUCCGAGUCAGAGAUAUGACAGAAGUGGUUCAUAUCAAAGAUCGAAAAGAAGUCAUUCAUGAAAUGAAAUUUUCUCCAGAUGGCUCUUACCUCGCGGUGGGAUCCAAUGACGGCCCAGUGGAUGUGUAUGCCGUUGCCCAGCGGUAUAAGAAAAUUGGAGAAUGCAGCAAGUCCCUUAGUUUCAUCACCCACAUUGAUUGGUCUUUGGAUAGCAAAUACUUGCAGACCAAUGACGGCGCAGGAGAACGCCUGUUCUACAAGAUGCCGUCUGGGAAGCCUUUAACAAGUAAAGAAGAAAUCAAAGGGAUUCCCUGGGCCUCCUGGACUUGUGUGAAAGGCCCUGAAGUGAGUGGAAUUUGGCCAAAGUACACUGAUGUUACUGACAUCAAUUCAGUGGAUGCAAAUUACAACAGCUCCGUGCUGGUUUCUGGCGAUGAUUUUGGACUGGUUAAAUUGUUUAAAUUUCCUUGUCUCAAGAAAGGAGCCAAAUUUAGAAAGUAUGUGGGCCAUUCUGCACAUGUCACAAAUGUCCGCUGGUCCCAUGACUUUCAAUGGGUAUUGAGCACAGGAGGGGCUGACCACUCAGUUUUCCAGUGGAGAUUUGUUCCAGAAGGUGUCAGCAACGGUCUGCUGGAAACUGCACCCCAGGAAGGUGGCACUGAUUCCUACAGCGAAGAAUCUGAUUCGGAUUUAUCUGACGUGCCGGAAUUGGACUCUGAUAUUGAGCAAGAAACUCAAAUCAAUUAUGAUCGCCAGGUUUACAAAGAAGAUCUACCUCAGCUAAAGCAACAAAGUAAAGAGAAAAACCAUGCAGUGCCCUUCCUCAAAAGAGAAAAGGCUCCUGAGGACAGCUUGAAACUCCAGUUCAUACACGGUUACAGAGGCUACGACUGUAGAAAUAAUCUGUUCUACACGCAAGCUGGAGAAGUGGUCUAUCACAUUGCUGCAGUUGCCGUGGUGUACAACAGACAGCAACACUCCCAGAGGCUGUACCUGGGGCACGAUGAUGACAUUCUCAGCCUGACCAUCCAUCCAGUGAAGGACUAUGUGGCCACUGGGCAGGUUGGAAGAGAUGCUGCUAUUCAUGUGUGGGACACACAAACUCUAAAAUGUUUGUCGCUAUUGAAAGGACAACACCAGAGGGGAGUGUGUGCGCUCGAUUUUUCAGCUGAUGGAAAAUGUCUGGUGUCGGUUGGUUUAGACGAUUUUCACAGUAUUGUGUUUUGGGACUGGAAAAAGGGAGAAAAAAUAGCCACCACAAGAGGGCAUAAAGACAAGAUAUUUGUGGUUAAGUGUAACCCACACCAUGUUGACAAACUGGUUACAGUUGGGAUGAAGCAUAUCAAAUUCUGGCAACAAGCAGGUGGGGGCUUCACCUCUAAAAGAGGAAUUUUUGGAAGUGCUGGAAAAUUGGAAACAAUGAUGUGUGUUUCUUAUGGGCGAAUGGAAGAUCUAGUGUUCUCAGGAGCAGCUACUGGAGAUAUUUUUAUUUGGAAAGAUAUUCUACUACUAAAGACAGUGAAAGCUCAUGAUGGGCCUGUGUUUGCUAUGUAUGCAUUGGAUAAGGGUUUUGUAACAGGUGGAAAGGAUGGAAUUGUGGAACUCUGGGAUGAUAUGUUUGAAAGAUGCUUGAAGACUUACGCCAUUAAAAGAGCAGCAUUGUCAACCAGCUCAAAAGGCUUGCUUUUGGAAGAUAACCCUUCAAUUCGUGCCAUCACUUUGGGACAUGGACAUAUCCUGGUGGGAACAAAAAACGGGGAGAUCCUGGAAAUUGAUAAAAGUGGCCCAGUGACGCUGCUUGUUCAGGGGCACAUGGAGGGAGAAGUAUGGGGUCUGGCAGCCCACCCUCUCCUGCCCAUCUGCGCAACGGUGAGUGAUGAUAAAACACUUCGGAUCUGGGAAUUAUCCUCCCAGCACCGUAUGCUGGCUGUUCGAAAACUCAAAAAAGGGGGAAGAUGCUGUGCCUUCUCCCCUGAUGGGAAAGCCUUAGCAGUUGGCUUGAAUGAUGGGAGUUUCCUGGUCGUAAAUGCUGACACUGUUGAAGACAUGGUCUCCUUCCAUCACAGAAAAGAAAUGAUCUCUGAUAUUAAAUUUUCAAAAGAUACAGGAAAAUACCUUGCUGUGGCCUCCCAUGAUAACUUUGUGGAUAUUUACAACGUCCUUACAAGCAAACGCGUUGGCAUCUGUAAAGGGGCUUCUAGUUAUAUUACACAUAUUGACUGGGACUCAAGAGGAAAAUUACUGCAGGUUAAUUCGGGUGCCAAAGAACAGCUCUUUUUUGAAGCUCCAAGAGGCAAACGGCAUAUAAUAAGACCUUCAGAGAUCGAGAAAAUCGAGUGGGACACAUGGACGUGCGUCCUGGGGCCCACCUGCGAGGGCAUCUGGCCCGCGCAUAGUGACGUGACUGAGGUCAAUGCGGCCAGUCUUACCAAAGACUGUUCCCUCCUAGCAACUGGAGAUGAUUUUGGCUUUGUUAAGCUUUUCUCCUAUCCCGUCAAGGGCCAGCAUGCAAGAUUCAAGAAGUAUGUGGGGCACAGCGCGCACGUCACCAAUGUGAGGUGGCUGCACAGCGACUCUGUGCUGCUCACGGUUGGUGGUGCCGACACCGCCUUGAUGAUCUGGACGAGGGAGUUUGUGGGGACCCAAGAGAGCAAACUGGUGGAUAGCGAGGAGUCGGACACAGACGCGGAAGAGGAUGGAGGCUAUGACAGUGACGUUGCUAGAGAGAAGGCCAUUGAUUACACCACCAAGAUCUAUGCAGUGAGCAUCAGGGAGAUGGAAGGCACCAAACCACACCAGCAGCUGAAAGAAGUUUCGGUGGAAGAAAGACCACCCGUUAGCAGAGCAGCUCCCCAGCCUGAGAAACUCCAGAAGAACAAUAUCACCAAAAAAAAGAAACUGGUUGAGGAGCUGGCUCUCGAUCACGUGUUUGGCUACAGGGGAUUCGACUGUCGCAACAACCUGCAUUACCUGAAUGACGGCGCGGACAUCAUCUUCCACACGGCGGCGGCUGGCGUGCUGCAGAACCUGGCCACGGGGAGCCAGAGCUUCUACCUCGAGCACACGGAUGACAUCCUCUGCCUCACGGUGAACCAGCACCCCAAGUACAGAAAUGUGGUGGCCACCAGCCAGAUAGGGACGACGCCUUCAAUCCACAUCUGGGACGCCAUGACCAAACACACCCUCUCGAUGCUGCGGUGCUUCCACUCGAAAGGGGUGAAUUACAUCAACUUCAGUGCCACCGGGAAGCUCCUGGUGUCGGUGGGAGUGGACCCCGAGCACACCAUCACCGUCUGGCGUUGGCAGGAAGGCGCCAAGGUUGCCAGCCGAGGGGGUCACCUGGAGCGCAUAUUUGUGGUGGAAUUUCGCCCCGACUCAGACACCCAAUUUGUGUCCGUCGGGGUCAAACAUAUGAAGUUCUGGACCCUGGCAGGCAGCGCCCUGCUUUACAAGAAAGGGGUCAUCGGGUCCAUGGAAGCUGCCAAGAUGCAGACGAUGCUCUCCGUGGCCUUCGGUGCUAACAACCUCACUUUCACGGGUGCCAUCAAUGGAGACGUCUACGUGUGGAAGGACCACUUCCUCAUCCGGCUGGUGGCCAAGGCUCACACAGGCCCCGUCUUCACAAUGUACACAACCCUUCGGGACGGACUCAUAGUGACCGGUGGCAAAGAGCGGCCGACCAAAGAAGGAGGUGCCGUGAAACUGUGGGACCAGGAGAUGAAGCGCUGCCGAGCCUUCCAGCUGGAGACAGGCCAGCUGGUGGAGUGUGUGCGUUCCGUGUGCCGGGGCAAAGGAAAAAUUUUAGUAGGAACCAAAGAUGGAGAAAUAAUUGAAGUUGGUGAAAAAAAUGCUGCUUCCAACAUCCUGAUUGAUGGACACAUGGAAGGGGAGAUCUGGGGCCUGGCCACACACCCCUCCAAGGACAUCUUCAUCUCUGCCAGCAACGACGGCACGGCCCGCAUCUGGGACCUGGCUGACAAGAAGCUGCUCAACAAGGUGAACCUGGGCCAUGCGGCCAGGUGUGCAGCCUACAGCCCCGAUGGGGAGAUGGUGGCCAUCGGCAUGAAGAAUGGGGAGUUUGUCAUCUUGCUGGUGAACAGCCUCAAAGUCUGGGGGAAAAAACGAGACCGGAAAUCUGCUAUCCAGGAUAUCAGAAUCAGCCCAGACAGCAGAUUCUUAGCUGUUGGUUCUUCUGAACACACAGUUGACUUCUAUGACCUCACUCAGGGCACAAGCCUGAAUCGCAUUGGCUACUGCAAAGAUAUUCCAAGCUUUGUCAUUCAGAUGGAUUUCUCAGCGGAUGGCAGAUACAUCCAGGUGUCAACAGGAGCCUACAAGCGCCAGGUGCAUGAGGUCCCCCUGGGGAAGCAGGUCACCGAAGCCAUGGUCAUCGAGAAGAUCACCUGGGCCUCCUGGACAAGCGUUCUGGGGGACGAAGUCAUUGGCAUCUGGCCACGAAAUGCAGACAAGGCUGAUGUCAACUGCGCGUGUGUGACCCAUGCUGGCCUCAACAUUGUCACCGGAGAUGACUUUGGGCUAGUGAAGCUCUUUGAUUUUCCAUGCACAGAAAAAUUUGCCAAACAUAAGCGUUACUUCGGCCACUCAGCUCACGUGACGAACAUCCGUUUCUCUCAUGACGACAAGUAUGUGGUCAGCACUGGAGGAGAUGACUGCAGUGUGUUUGUGUGGCGAUGUCUGUAAAUGCCAGAAACCUCUUUCUCGCUGCUGCUGCCCGCCCGCCAGCCACCGCGGAGGCACGCAGGGGCCCCUCCGUGCCCACAGCGCUGCAGGCCACACGAGCGCCACGUGCCAGCGAAGCGGGGUGACCGCCCCAUCCUCUGCGGAACUGUGCUGCCCGGAAGGUCAGUUCUCACAUGGGAGGAGUGCUUGCCUCUGUUCGUGACACGACACAAAAAGUCCUCUCUGACCAUGUAGCCCACCGACAGAAUUUAAAGCCUCAGUUACCCUAACCAAUAUGUAGCUUUUAAUUUGCAUCAGAACUUUUACAAAGGAUGUUUUGCUAUUCUGUUUCUAUAUACUUUAAAAAUGUUCAUUUUUACCAAUGAGUUGAACAAGACCGCUUCAGUUAGAUGCACCUAAGCAUUAGAACUACCGAUAGCCUCAGUUCUCCACAUUUAGCUUUCAAAACCAAAUGAGCCAUGUAUAAACAAGUUGAGAAACUUAAUUUUUUAAUGUUUCAUUUGCAGAGUUUUAUAUCCAUUAAGUGCCUUUGAAAGUUUCCAGUUGUGUGGGCUGUCUCACCUCCCACAGAUAUUCUCCUUUCUACAUAUGGUGCUAAAACUUCAAAACUGAGGAGGGCUACAGGACCCUUAACAGAUUCCUGGUCUGUCACCCAUGUCAUGUGUUUAUGUCCCGGCUUCCUAAAUGCAAGACACCGGUUACCUGCUUGGGAAAUAGUGGCAGGUGAGCAGCAAAGAAACUGAAAUUCAGGAGGGAGGGGGUAGAAAUGGGUUUUCACAGUUCAGUGCCAAACCUACAAAAUCCAAAUAGAAGUAAAAUAAACCGCUACUACAAAAUAGAAGGGGGGGGGGAGCUCAAGUGGGUCUAGGAGGAUGAACCCUUAAUCCUAAAAUGGUAAUAAAUGAGGUGACCCAAGGCUGCAUUGGGUCUUCCCCCCCGCCCCCCCCGAGUGGGGCUGACUUGACCCCAUGGAUUUGUUCAGGUGAGCUAUAUAGGUCAAGUCCAGAUAAAAAGAAAAAAACAAAAAAAAACCCCUGCUGAACAAAUUCCUAAGCCCAAGCAAUAUUUGAUAAGAUUAUAGAACAAAAUAAGCUAGCUUAGAGAGUUCCUCAGAGCUGGCUGGAUGACAGAAAAUGUGACCUGGACAAUAUUAAUCAGAAGAUAGCCCUACCCCGUCUCAGUCAUACUUCACAUGUGGCUCACCGCUGACCCCAGGAGGGGCGGCCCACACACGCCUCGAGGAAGGCCAGUGAGGGACCGGGGACUCUGAGCACACAGACACCAAUUAGCCCUUCCCGUCAGUGAAGCAAAAUUCUGGGGCUUGAGUUCCUGGCUAUUGGCAGUUGUCAGUUUAGAGAAAGGUGAAAUGAAGCAUUUUCAGUUAAACAGACUAAUAUUUACCCCAGAAGUGCUUCUGCAUUCUAAGUGGAUUAGAUCACUCAUGAAGCUAUUUUUAUAUGCCCAGUUAUGAAUGCCUUACGUUAAUCCCCUGAUAGGCUGUUGGGUCCCCCGUUUGAGCCCCUGUGCAGUCCUAACUCUGUUUUCUGUAACCCUGUGACGCUGAGUGUUAACCAUGUCUGCCUCUACUGUACACCUGACCUUUCAUAAUAAUCAGACCUUGCAUUGAAAUAACCAUGUGGAAGAAGAAAUUGAUCAAUGAGGGUAUAUACAAACUAUAUUUACAGAGCAAUAGUGUCUGUGUCAAGAAACUUCUUAAAUCUUAUUUGUAAACAUUUAUAUGGUAUGAGUUUAUGUAUGUUCAUAAAUCCUGUACUGUGUUCUGUUAAAAUAUUGGUGCAUGAAUUUAUUUUCAAUUAGCAAAGUAUAAGAAAUACAUCAUUUGAAA
Molecule: messenger RNA, 8426 nt
Organism: Mirounga angustirostris (Northern elephant seal)
Lineage: Eukaryota; Metazoa; Chordata; Mammalia; Carnivora; Phocidae
Gene: EML6
Product: EMAP like 6
Exons: 42
Coding region: 704-6580 (1958 amino acids)
Molecular function (GO): microtubule binding
Source: RefSeq, a predicted model, not a curated record